CUAAAAUCAAAAGUUUAUGGUUUCAAAGUCACAUUCCUUUAAACAUCCUAUGAUUCCUAUCUAUACACUUUUGUUUACUUAAGACUUAAUAUGUGACUUAUUGGAUCAUACAUUUUCUGACUUAUUCUUUCAGCUCGUUUUUUAUUGUCCUUCCCAACAUCCCAUUUUACUAGAGUGUCCCUGUUUAACCCUGAUUUCCCCCCUUGACGUUCUUUGUUGAUAGCCUUCGAUUCCUUCAUCGUAGACAUUUUACUUCGUCUUAAUCAUAUUGAGUUGCCUUGAAUUUUAUGCUCUGUAGCUUGGAGCAACACUUCGUAUAGAAAGAACUGAAACCAGCCGCACUUGUAAUCUCCAAAUCUCUAUUUCUCUGCAGCAUUGGCGUUGGGGUUAAUCUCAUAGUUAAGGAUGCAGCACGAUGAGGUCAUAUGGCAAGUUAUCAGACACAAGCACUGCAGCUUCAUGGCAAAGCUUCAGACAGGAAUACUUUGCCGGAAUCCAUACAACGUCACAGGUUUAUGUAACCGCACCUCCUGUCCUCUAGCUAAUAGUCGCUAUGCCACAAUAAGAGAACAUGAUGGCGUGUUCUAUUUGUACAUGAAAACUAUAGAGAGGGCUCACAUGCCAAACAAGUUAUGGGAAAGGGUCAAGCUGCCCAGGAAUUAUAUGAAGGCCCUUGAAGUGAUUGAUAAACAUUUGGUUUAUUGGCCAAAACUUCUUCUUCACAAGAUAAAACAAAGACUAACUAAAAUGACUCAGAUGCGAAUACGGAUGAGGAAGAUUGCUUUAAAAACCCGUAGAGAGAAGAUAAUGACCACACCUAGAAAAGAGAUGAAAAGAGAAGCUCGUAGGGAACAAAAGGCUGAAAAAGCAGCUUUGCUGGAAAAGAGCAUAGAAAAGGAACUGCUUGAACGAUUAAAUAGAGGAGUUUAUUCUGGCGAUAUAGUCAACAUUAUCCCAGUUGCGAAGUACAAUGAAAUUCUAGAUAGAGAAAGUAUUGCCGAAAAAGAGGACGAAAAGGAGUAUGAGGUAGAGUAUGUUGAAGGUUAUGAAGACCUAGAAGAGGUGGAUGAUAUUGAAGACCUUGGUGGCAGGGCAAUUGAAGAUGCGGAUGCAGGAGUUGAUGAAGCUGGAUUGGACGAUGAUGAAGAGGUGGCCGUUGCAUUUCAUGAAAGGAUUAAGAAGCCUGGCUUGGGUUCGAAAAAGCAUAGGAGAGACGACCUAAGUGCAUAUUCUAAGAAGAAAACCAAAGUGCUUGUUGAGGUUGAACAUGAUGAUGCAAGUGAAAGACAAACUGCAAUCCAAUGAGAGCGUGUUGGGUUUGUUUUGAUGUACCAUCAAGCCGGCUAUAAAGUAUAAACCGUUGUGGUUCACGUAUUGAGUUAUAACAGCUGCACUGCAGUGGCAUUGUGGUUUGAAGAGCGAAGAUGUGUUCGGUCUUUUUUGGCUCACUUCUAGAUAUAUCGCAACUUUUGACUCAUUUUCUUCCUUUCAUUUACUUCUUUCCUCACUUGGAUUUUGUGUAUUGAACGAUUUUCCCUCAAAGAUUGCAUAUUUGUUUACCUUUUCCACUGCUUCUUUUUGCUGAUUGCUUGUGGACUUGUAUCCUGAGUUUUUUUGAACUUGGCAGACAAACCACCAAAACUAGUU
Messenger RNA from Cuscuta europaea, 1647 nucleotides. The record is from the annotation of a GenBank genome assembly. Lineage: Eukaryota; Viridiplantae; Streptophyta; Magnoliopsida; Solanales; Convolvulaceae.